Aspergillus tanneri is the source of this 3447-nucleotide messenger RNA. RefSeq names its product putative DNA repair protein (Tof1) (gene tof1). Gene Ontology annotation, biological process: DNA repair; replication fork arrest; DNA replication checkpoint signaling. The transcript has 4 exons. Bases 1 to 3447 code for a protein of 1148 amino acids. Gene Ontology annotation, molecular function: DNA binding. Gene Ontology annotation, cellular component: replication fork protection complex. Lineage: Eukaryota; Fungi; Ascomycota; Eurotiomycetes; Eurotiales; Aspergillaceae. The record is from RefSeq and is a predicted model, not a curated record.
AUGAACGAGGAAGUAGUGGACCCGGAUGUUCGCGCCCAUGUCUACAGUCUCGUCACUGCGUUGGGAGGGUUCAAUGGGGAGAAUGCUGAUCAAUAUGUGCUGGGUGAUGAUGCCCUGGCUUGCCUGCGGGACAUCAAACGCUGGCUGAAGUUGUAUGACGAGAAGUAUAACCGCAUGGAUGUGGCACGAUGCCUGGGGGAAGCGAAUCUGGUCAAUGGUGAUCUCCUACCAAUCCUGUCUGUAUGGGGUAGUAGCGGACAGGAUAGUAAAUAUAUGUUCAGGAUUGCGUUGGCGUGCUUGGAAUUGCUAGUACCCCUAACCUGGCCAUUGGAGAUUCAUGAUCAGAUGACUGUCAAUCAUCAUCGACACAUGCCGUAUUUGCAGCAUACUCAGGUUUCAUAUAAACGAUGUCUUCUUAGCCGCGGGAGUUCCUGUCUUCUUCGAACUGUUAUCCGAAUCGGCAUACCCAGCAUGGCGGUCCCGCGCUCCGAACGAACUACUAGGGAUGAAGGAAUUCUUAAACUCGUGCUUUAUCUACUGCGAAAUAUUACGGUGAUCAACCCCACUACUCGUCUUGCGGCGGAGGGUGACGAGGAGGAGACAUCGAGGUCCGCGACUAUUAAGGCCUUCCAAGAUCAAGACGCAUUUGCGCUUCUACUUACCAUGUGCUCCAAUAUUGGCGAUGAUUUUAAUAUGCAAGAUGUGGCUUUACUUGAGAUUCUGUUUCAUAUUCUGAAGGGAGUGGAUGUGGAACAACUUUUCAUGAACGAUGCCCAGCGGUCUGCCAAACGCACUGAUGAGCUGGAUGACUUAUUACGGCAAGAGUCAUCGCUGCGGAGAGAAUAUGCAAAAAAUGCGCCGACGAGACAUGGCCGAUUCGGGACGAUGAUCUGGGUCAAACGUGAUGAUGCGAAAGUGUCUACGGUCUCUGGACAGGACGUCCUUAAGGACAGUCAAGCAACACUCGAUAAAAUGGACCAAAGCAAGAAGUGGAACAAACCUCAGCAGCGACAGAAGAAAGAAUGGUCAACAUUAAACAAUGACUUUAGCACUCCCGUGCAUUUAAGCUCCGUUGCGUCCAAGAACCUGCGGAUGUUCGUUGAGGAAUUUCUUGACUCGGGGUUCAACCCUCUUUUCACUCACGUUCGAAAAUCGAUUGAGCGUGAAGCUGACCGUGUCUUACCAAUAAAUUCUCGUCAAUACUUCUACACUGUUGCCUGGCUACUGAAAGCGGAACGAGCACGUCGCCAACGUCAGAAACGGUCACAAAACGAAAAGUCACACAACUUGGCAGAGCCAGAUAAUUUUGGACUGGUAGCGAGCGUUCUUAAUCAGGAAACUUUUGUUUUCCUAAACAGAUCCAUGCAGUACAGUUUUGACAAUAAGGAUUGGGAAGAUCUUAAUGCCGAAAUGCGUUGCUUCACGCAAAUCUUGUUGACUGUCCAAGAAAUGGCGUUGUCUCCACUUGAAGAGGACCAGGAUAUUGCCGAGAACAUCCAAAACCGGAUUUUUUAUGAAGAAACCACUCAUGAUCGUAUACUCGCCAUUCUCCGUGGAUUCAAGGACCAAGGAUUUGGCUAUCUUGACGCAGCUACAGAGCUUUCACAUGUCUUCUUGAGGAUGCUGGAGCGAUAUUCGAAAGAGAAUGCUGAUAUGCAAGUGCGAUCCCUACGACGUGCUAGACACAAAAACAAGGAAUCUAUAGUAGCGGAUGAGGGUAAUGAUGAGGACCCUGUUUCCGAGGACGAAGAUGAAGCCGACGCGGAGCGAGUUUCCAGAGAGCGCGGAUUCGAUUUCCGGCGCUUUUCUGCGAAGUUCUGCAAUCAAAAAUGCGUCGACACCUUUGUUGCUCUUACCAAAUACUACAAAGAGCUGAAUUUGGAACAGCUAAAACGUGCCCACCGCUAUUUCUACCGGAUCGCAUUCAAACAAGAGAUGAGCGUAUUGCUCUUCCGCGUGGACAUCAUCAACCUUUUCUACAGGAUGAUUAAAGGGCCAGGGGCGAUGGAUUCGAGCAAGUCAAUUUACAGGGAGUGGGAGGAGUUGGUGCAGCAGAUCAUUCGCCGACUAAUCAAGAAAAUUGACCAGCGCCCCGCUUUGAUAACUGAGCUACUUUUUAGCAAAAUCAACUCUACUGUUUACUAUCUCGAGUACGGCCAUGAGAAGCAAACACUAGCCACAGCCAGGAGGCCACCUGCCGAGCUUGAAGUCAGCUCUACUGACGCAAAAACACUUGACGAGAAGAUUGGCAUUGUGAUCGGUGCCUUGAUCCUGGAUGAACAAGGUGGUUUGAUUGCGUGGGUUGGCGAGAUCCUCCAGUCGGCGGCGGAGGCAAGAGAGUCAUGGGAAACCCAGGCAAAUGAGAACCCCACAGCAUCUAGGGCACCCAAUCCCAUGAUCGCCGUUAAACCUCGUGAUGAUGCCUGUCAAAAAGCAAUGUUCUCGAACGCUAAGCUUCGUCUUUUGAUGACCUUGGUGAAACUCGAGCGUCUCGGAGUAGAAGAUGUGCCGGGGGCAUCUUGGAUCGUUCCCGCAUCAUUGAGUUCAAAAGAUCUUCAAGAUAUGAAGUCCAUUAUUGAUCGAUGCCUUGAUGAUCCUAUGACUGGUGACCUUGAGAAUGACCCUCGGGAAAUGCUUCGGCGUAAAUACCCUAGCAAGAGUAACAACAGUCGAAACCAAACAACUCUUGGUGCUGAUUUCGGAUCGGAAUCUGAGGGCGAGGAUCUGCCACUUUUCCCCCCUAAUCCUCGAUCGAAGACCAAGGAGCUCGACCAGCCGAAGAAAAACCGCAAGAAGCGGAAUGAGGAUGCUGAUCAAGAACCACUGGAUGAAGAGGCCUUGGAAGCGCGCCGCCAGAAACGCCUAGAGAACACACGAGAUCGCCAGGCAAAAAUUAAGAGUAAUCUAUAUGUCCACGCUAGCGACGAAGAAACCGACGAAGAUGCAGACAAACAGUUUUUCAUCCUCGAAGAGAAAAGGAGGAAAAACCAGGCUGAAAGAGUGCGGAAAGCCCUGCUUAGUGGCGCUGUACAGGAGACAGAUACUCGUGCAAGCAAAGGGAAAAGGCGCAAGAAACGCCAAAGCGGUAAUCAUACCCCGGGGAGCCCAGACACAUCAAGCAAGCGACAGCGACGUGCCCACCCAGCCACUUGGAUGGACCAAGACAAUGAUGUUGUCAAGAGCAGUACUGAAGUCCGGUCUCCCGGGUCACCACAAGAAUUCUCACCCAACCUUGAUGCUGAGGGGGACCUGGAAUUUGAUGAUGACUUGGCAUUUAGCCGUAAUCGGAAUCAUGCACCGGAGUCCCCUGCUCAUGGCAAGAAUGUGGGGUCAAGCAACACCGAAGCCAGUGCCGAGAAAGAGGAAGAUUAUGAUGAUAGGCCGGUGGCAGUGCCGGCUCGACGUCGGAUACGUGGCGGGUUCGUGAUUGACAGCGACACCGAAUGA